Tachysurus fulvidraco (yellow catfish) is the source of this 3734-nucleotide messenger RNA. Its product is annotated as cytosolic phospholipase A2 zeta-like. Lineage: Eukaryota; Metazoa; Chordata; Actinopteri; Siluriformes; Bagridae. Gene Ontology annotation, biological process: glycerophospholipid catabolic process. Bases 1 to 2355 code for a protein of 784 amino acids. Gene Ontology annotation, cellular component: cytosol. The transcript is spliced from 20 exons. The record is from RefSeq and is a predicted model, not a curated record. Gene Ontology annotation, molecular function: calcium-dependent phospholipid binding; calcium ion binding.
AUGAAGAAAGAAGUGGCACCAUGUUGGGACCUCGCGGUCACGGUGCUGCGAGCGAAGUUCAGCUCUUCGCAUGACUACUUUUCUCAGUCUGACCUCUACGUGAUCUUGAGAAUGCCCACGGCCUCGGUGGAUACUGUGAGAACUAAAAGCAUUCCAAACUCCAAUUCACCUGAGUGGAACGAGACCUUCCACUUCCGUGUGAACAGCCACGUCAAGAACAUUCUGGAGCUAGACGUAUAUGAUGAGGAUCUCCGGAAAGACGACCUCUGCAUUAGGCUCUUCUUCGACAUCAGCAACCUCACACUGGGAAAGAAGGAGACCAAGGUCUUCAUCACUGAUGACAAGAAAAAGGAUGAGCUGUGGGUGGAUUUCGAGAUCACAGAGUGCCCUGAAGCAUCUCGAGAAUAUCUCUCCAAUGGAGUUCUUGUGGCAGCUAAGCUUUCCAUCGUGGAGGUGAAGAUUGACAAACUGCCACCUGAGGUCGGGAAGAACAUGCUGUUAACAUUGCGAGGGGCGUAUAACCAAGAUCAAAUCAUCUCAACUGCCCAGAAAAGCAACCUCAUGCAGACUCUCCGUUACUACAUCAGCAAAGACCUGGAGCCCAUGAUUGAACUUCAAGCGGACGGGAAGGAGGCAAGUUCCACUUCACCCCCGGUGUCCCCGCUGUCCAAUGAUUCCACAUCAGAGUACACCUUCUCUUUUCCCAAAGUAAAGGAUACAGUGAAUUUGCAGGUGAACACAGUAGAGAGCUCCGAGGAGGACAUGAAGGUGCGUCUGGAUUUUGACAUACCUGCAGAGGAGAAGGCCUUUCUGGAGAAGAGGAGAGAGGUGGUGUCUCGUGCACUGCAGAAAAUACUCAACCUCAAAUCUCCCCUCCAUCCCAGUAAGGUGCCAACAGUAGCUGUGGUGUGUACAGGAGGUGGCUCCAGGGCCAUGACAGGCAUGUUCGGCUGUCUGAAAGGACUGCAGAGUCUUGGUUUGCUGGAUGCCAUCAGCUACAUCACCUCUUUGUCUGGCUCCACCUGGACUAAUGCGUAUCUAUACAAUGACCCUCAUUGGUCAGAGAAAGACCUGGAUGAGGCAAUUAAUUCUGUCAAGAAGGAACUCUCUAAGGGUACCAAAACUCUGUUUGGACCCACCCGGCUGCGCUAUUACUACUCCGAGCUGCGGCAGAAACAGAAGGAAGGUCAUAAUAUCUCUCCGAUCGACAUGUGGGGCCUCAUUAUAGAAAACGCUAUUUAUGGAAAGAAAAACACAGCUACACUGUCUGACCAGCAGGGGGCGGUCUCUGAGGGCCAGAACCCUCUGCCAAUCUACACAGCUGUCAACAUGAAAAGGGAUGCUGGAGGCUCAGUAAUAUCUGAGUGGUGUGAAUUUACACCAUAUGAGGUGGGAUUCCCCAAAUAUGGAGGCUUUGUGCCUUCAGAACAUUUCGGGAGCGAGUAUUACCUCGGUCAUCUGGUUAAGAAACUACCUGAGAUACGCGUCUCCUUCCUUUUGGGCACGUGGAGCAGUGUCUUCUCUGCGAGCCUGAUGCUGCUCUGGAAACAUGUGACUGGAUCGAUGCCGUCCUGGACUUCAUGGCUGGGGGAAGAUGCUUCUAGCAUCGAGACAGAUGAUGAUAAAUCAACCCUGGAUACCGUGGUGCUCGGUUCACAGACUUCGACACUGAGCGACUUCAUGCACGGGCGUCCCAUGAUCUGCAAAGUGUACAACUUCCUGCGAGGAUUCUUCCUACACAACAAGUACAGCGAACGCUCCACCUUCAACACCAGAAAAGAGACAAACCUGGACGCGUUUCCGAACAGGCUGACCCCGAUGGACCGCACCCUUGACUUGGUAGAUGCUGGAUUUGAAUUCAACUCCGCCUUCCCUCCUGUGCUGAGGCCAGAAAGAAACGUCAACGUCGUUCUGUCUCUCAGCUUCUCCUGGGAUGAGGAUCAUCUAAAGAUCCUUAAGGAGACUCAGAAAUACUGCGCUGACCGAGAGCUGCCUUUCCCAAACAUAGACUUCAGCAAGUUUGAUGGUGAGCCACCGAAGGAAGUGUACGUGUUUGAGGACGAGGAGAAUCCCGACGCUCCCAUAGUGGUCCACUUCCCAUUGGUCAACAUCUCCUUUAAAGAGUUUAAAGCACCUGGAGUGAAGAGACAGGGAAGGGAGGAACUAAAGGCCGGAAAUGUCGACGUGAGCUCUGGAUCUUCUCCAUACACCACAUCAAACCUCACAUACGAUUCCGAGGACUUCCAGAGAUUGGUGGACCUCACCUGUUAUAAUGUCUCCAACAACCUAGAGAGCAUUGUGUGUGCUCUAGAGAGAGCCCUGAACAGAAAAGAGCUCGCUGGCAAAGAAAAGUAAAAGCACAUUUACCACAGUAAAAACACUUCAGCACGUUACGUCAUUUUAUAUCUUCUAACGCUAAUAAUCAAGGAUAGCAUUGAUACAUAAUGUUAUAUUCAAAGCAUAAUAAUUGUAGCAGCAACUUGAGCUCUUACGGUUAGGGAAUUGACUGGAGGGUAAAAGAAUGAUCUGGAAAUGUAACUAAGCUCAACGUAAACUCUCGAUAAGAUCAUAUAAUCUUUUACGGUAAUCUUUUACAUCACUCAGUGUGUGUUAUCCUGUUAUAAUUAACUUACACUGGAAAUGUGACCCAGAUGGCUUGAUAAGGAAGUGCAGAAAGAGCUCUCCAACACAUUUCAGUCUCCUUCUGUGAGACAUUACAUCACUUUUAUAACCAAAAUUAACUUAGCUAAAUAAAAGCAAGUCUGUAUGGGAUUUUUAGUCCUGUAGCUGCAACUCCAAUUAACACCAAAUGAUCUCAAAGCAUGUUUGUUUAAUCUUGCGUUCAAUUCCAUUUCUAUUAUGUUAAGCUGUAUUGUAUUGUAUUGUAUUUGAGAUUCGAUUCGCUUUGUUCGGAUUUAAACGUCUGCUUCACGCCAGGUAAAAUUCUGGUCGAUCAGAAGGUGGUGCUUAAUAUUAGUUAUAGAUUUGUACGGAGGCUGCACAAUAUAAAUGGCUUUUAGUUAAUAAUACGGUGACGUUUGCUUUGUUUUGAAAGGAAGAUACAGUUACUGGUGCUUAGAAAAGACAGAACUCCAAGGAACUGACAAGCUGGGAUUUUUUUGUUUUGUUUUGUUAAACUUCAUGAGAGAGAAAAAAAGAGAAGAUGGUGAGAGUAGUUACAAGUUUCUAGUUUAUAGUAAUUGUUUCCUGGAGGUUUAUCUUAAGAUGAAAUUAUGUAAGAAGGCAAGUUAGCAAGAUUAAAAAAUGAGAAAACACACAAUAUAGAGCUGCACUGGUCUAAUGAAAUAAUGGCCACACUUCAUACAGAUGUAUUUUCGCUGUUUAUUUCUCGUCUCUUUCUCUCUUUUCAGCAUGUAAACUACAAAAAAAUAAAAAAUAAUAAAGGCAUAAGAUGUACAAAUAAACAUUUUUCAGUGUCCUUUUAAGUCUCUCGUGUAAAAUAUGCAAGUGAACAUGUGUUCAUCUCAACCAGAACAUGUGUCCUGUCACACCUCAAUAGCAAAUUUAACUUAAUGUGACCCUGGCUGUCCGUCCAUCCAUCCAUCCAUCCAUCCAUCCAUCCAUCCAUCCAUCUAUCUAUCUAUCUAUCUAUCUAUCUAUCUAUCUAUCUAUCUAUCUAUCUAUCUAUCUAUCUAUCUAUCUAUCCAUCCGUCUGUAUGUCUGCCUGUCUGUCUGCCUCUAAAUGAAUAAUGGAAUAAAUGUUGGCAAGUUGU